ACAUCAUGAGAUCCAACUAUGUUUUUUAUUAUUAUUUUCUCUGAUGAAUUGUAUGAAGCCCAAGAACCUGCUUCUCUGUCUUCAACUCUCAACUUUCUCUGAGAAUUGAUUCAUUUCAGCUAAGAACAGUAGAAAGAGAAGAAGGAAGGUUAGCAGAAACAAGGGAUAGGCUUUGAAGAUGGGAAUCACAAGCCCAUUCAAAGACCAAUCCUUGUCCAUAACCAAGAGACUUCUUCCAUGGACCCUUUAUGCUCUUCUUCCCAUAGCUCUGCUUCGCUUAUACUUCUACCCUCUACCCUUCCCUGCAUCUCCAGAAACUGAGCUUCCCAGCUCCACCCCAAUCACCAUCAUCUCCCACUCUUCUCUUUCUGCUUCUGCACCUUCUUCUCCAGAAAAGGAGAAAACUUAUGAGACCCCAUGUGAUUUCUUUGAUGGCAAAUGGAUCCGUGACAAGAGAGGUCCUUUGUACAACGGUACAACUUGUGGUACAAUCAAAGAAGGCCAGAAUUGCAUAGCACAUGGAAGACCUGACUCUGGCUAUCUUUACUGGAGAUGGAAACCAAGUCAAUGCAAACUUCCAAGGUUUGAGCCUCAAACUUUUCUCCAACUUAUUAAGAACAAGCAUGUAGCUUUUGUGGGGGACUCUAUGGCAAGGAACCAAUUAGAGUCCCUUCUUUGCAUGUUGGCCACUGCUUCAACCCCUAACCUUGUCUACCGGAAUGGUGAGGAUAACAAAUUUCGGAAGUGGCAUUUUCCUUCUCACAAUGUGAGUGUCUCAUUGUACUGGUCCCCAUUUCUUGUGCAAGGUGUUGAAAAGUCAAACACAGGGCCAAAUCAUAAUAAGUUGUAUUUGGAUCAUGUUGAUGAGAGGUGGGCAAGGGAUAUGGAUCAAAUGGACCUGAUUGUGUUGUCAAUUGGGCACUGGUUUUUGCACCCUGCAGUGUACUAUGAGGGGAGUUCAGUCCUAGGUUGUCAUUACUGUCCUGGCCUAAACCACACUGAAAUUGGGUUUUAUGAUGUGUUAAGAAAAGCCCUAAGGACUACCCUCAAUAGCAUAAUUGAUAGGAGAGGAAGUAAGGGCUAUGGAACUGAUAUAAUUGUGACAACAUUUUCACCUGCACAUUUUGAAGGUGAAUGGGAUAAGGCUGGUGCUUGUCCAAAGACAAAGCCUUAUAGAAAAGGGGAGAAGCAAGUUGAAGGGAUGGAUUCUGAUAUGAGAAGGAUUGAGAUUGAAGAAGUGGAAGAUGCCAAGACAAAAGCUAAUAACUUUGGAGGGGUUAUUAGGUUGGAGGCAUUGGAUGUAACAAAAUUAGCACUAUUGAGACCAGAUGGCCACCCUGGUCCCUAUAUGUAUCCCUUUCCAUUUGCUAAUGGGCAUCAAGAGCGUGUGCAGAAUGAUUGUGUUCACUGGUGCUUGCCAGGGCCUAUUGACACAUGGAAUGAGAUUUUUCUGGAGUUUAUGAAGAAGUGGGGGGAAGAACCUAGGAUUGAAGAGUGAGAAUAGAAAGAGAGCAACUUUUUGAGAGGGUGGGAACACAGUUUCAUUGGGAGAUUAUUGGUUGCUGUUUUUCUUGCUGGGGCUGCAUAAUGGAAAAGGAAAUAGAUAGAAUAGUAGUACAUGUUGUAUUGAUGAGGGAGGAUGGAGUGGAAAAUUAUAGGUACGAUGAACAAUGAUGUUUCUGGAAUGUGCUAAAAAUUGUAGGGUAAGAGUUUAAGCCAUUUGGACAUGCUAUGAUUUGGGGUACAAAAGUGUUUAGACGUGUAUUUGUGGAGGAAUUCAUAACACAUGUGCAAGUCUUUUUCUGUUUGGUCUGUUUGGUAGCCAUCAAUUUUGUCUGGUGGGGUAUUUCAAUUCGGAAGUUUCCUUUUGCUUUGAUUUCUUCCGUUGUGUUGUUUUCCUCAGUUCCUUGGAAAAUGUUUAGCAAGUUAAACGCUUUGAAAAUGACCAUGAUCCUUGAUUAUGGCGUAAUAAAAUGCACCGGUUAUGCA
Messenger RNA from Vigna unguiculata (cowpea), 1989 nucleotides. RefSeq names its product xyloglucan O-acetyltransferase 1-like. Gene Ontology annotation, cellular component: Golgi apparatus. The record is from RefSeq and is a predicted model, not a curated record. Gene Ontology annotation, molecular function: O-acetyltransferase activity. NCBI's taxonomy places the organism in Eukaryota, Viridiplantae, Streptophyta, Magnoliopsida, Fabales, Fabaceae.